Messenger RNA from Eptesicus fuscus (big brown bat), 2421 nucleotides. RefSeq names its product sulfite oxidase (gene SUOX). Bases 162 to 1907 code for a protein of 581 amino acids. The transcript has 4 exons. The record is from RefSeq and is a predicted model, not a curated record. Gene Ontology annotation, cellular component: mitochondrion. Gene Ontology annotation, molecular function: heme binding; molybdopterin cofactor binding; oxidoreductase activity. Lineage: Eukaryota; Metazoa; Chordata; Mammalia; Chiroptera; Vespertilionidae.
AGUGAGGGUCCCAUUCCUUGCCCUGCGAGGGUGAAAAACAAACUGCCCUAGCUUGCAGCCCUGGAGGCGCCCCGCCUGCUUUGGCCUCCAGGAGGCGGGCACAGCAGCUAGAAGGCAGUCCACAGCCCGCCAAUGGCUGGGCGACUAGCCGAGGAACGCCAAUGGUCCUUCAACUCCAACAACGUCACAGCGCUGGCCUCGCCCCUUCACCAGCAGUCUCCGGGCGCUGGACGGGUCCUUCGCGCGGACCUCAAACUGGGUCUGCCACAAUGCUGCUGCUGCACAGAGCUGUAGCCCUGGGGCUCAGACAGACCUGCAGACUCAAGUCAACCCACUCAAGGCUCUGCAUUCAGGCCUGCUCUACAAAUGAUUCAUCUCAGCAUCAGUGCCCCAGCCUUGCCUUCUCUACAGAUAACUCCAGCACCAGGGGAUGGAGAGUCAUGGGGACCCUGUUGGGCCUCGGUGCAGUGUUGGCCUAUCAUGACCGUCGUUGCAGGGCUGCUCAGAAGUCACCACACAUAUACACCAGAGAGGAAGUAAAAUCCCACAGCAGCCCCGAGACUAGGAUCUGGGUGACUCUGGGCUCUGAGGUCUUUGAUGUCACAGAAUUUGUGGACCUACAUCCAGGGGGGCCAUCAAAGCUGAUGCUAGCAGCUGGGGGUCCUCUAGAGCCCUUCUGGGCCCUCUAUGCCGUUCACAACCAGUCCCACAUACGUGAGAUACUGGCUCAGUACAAGAUCGGGGAGCUGAGCCCCGAAGACAAGAUGCCAUCCACCUUGAAGACCUCUGACCCUUACGCUGAUGAUCCUAUACGUCACCCAGCUCUGAAGGUCAAUAGCCAGCGCCCCUUUAAUGCAGAGCCCCCCCCUGAGCUGCUGACAGAAACCUACAUCACACCAAACCCUAUCUUCUUCACUCGAAACCAUCUGCCUGUACCUAACCUGGACCCAGACACCUAUCGCCUGCAUAUAGUAGGACCACCUGGGAGAAAGCCACUGUCCCUAUCCCUGGAUGACUUACACCAGUUCCCCAAGCACGAGAUCACGGUCACCCUGCAGUGUGCUGGCAACCGGCGCUCUGAGAUGAGUCAGUUAAAAGAAGUAAGAGGUCUGGAGUGGAGAACAGGCGCCAUUAGCACUGCCCGCUGGGCUGGGGCACGACUGUGUGAUGUAUUAGCCAAGGCUGGUCACCAGCUCUGUGAAACUGAGGCCCAUGUCUGCUUUGAGGGACUGGACUCAGACCCCACAGGGACUGCCUAUGGUGCAUCCAUCCCUCUGGCUCGGGCCCUGGACCCUGAAGCUGAGGUCCUGCUGGCAUAUGAGAUGAAUGGGCAGCCUCUGCCUCGUGACCACGGCUUUCCUGUGCGCGUGGUGGUUCCUGGUGUGGUGGGUGCCCGCCAUGUCAAAUGGCUGGGCAAAGUGAGUGUGGAGCCAGAGGAAAGUCACAGCCACUGGCAGCGGCGAGAUUACAAGGGCUUCUGUCCUUCCGUGGACUGGGACUCUGUAGAUUUUGACUCUUCUCCAUCUAUUCAGGAGCUUCCUGUCCAGUCAGCCAUCACAGAGCCCAAGGAUGGGGGGAUGGUAGAGGCAGGGGAGGUGACUGUCAAGGGCUACGCAUGGAGUGGUGGUGGGAGGGCUGUGAUCAGGGUGGAUGUAUCUCUGGAUGGGGGCCUAACCUGGCAGGUGGCUGAGCUGGAUAGAGAGGAACAGCGCCCCCGUAAGGCCUGGGCCUGGCGGCUAUGGCAGCUGCAAGCCCCCGUACCACCUGGGAAAAAGGAAUUGAACAUUGUUUGUAAGGCUGUAGAUGACAGCUACAAUGUGCAGCCAGACACCGUGGCCCCAAUCUGGAACCUGCGAGGCGUGCUCAGCAAUGCCUGGCACCGUGUCCAUGUCCGCGUUGCCUCAUGAGAAAGUGAAAUGGCACCAUCCACUCCCCAGAAGCACCUUCUCAACCCCUCUCCACACCCGUCCUUUAGCCUCAUUUCCACAGAAAAACCUUUCUCUCCAUCCCUCCACUUCUCUCAGAAACUUUCACUAUGCCUUCCUAAGCCACACCCAGGUACACACAUUGCACAUUUCCACCGAGGCACCACCCUCCUUUGACAGUGUUACAUAUGACUGGCCAUUGACUUUGUGCCAGGAGGUGAGAGCUAUUGGAGUAAGGGACUAGAAGUGAGAAAAAAUAUUUCUGGAAACAAGCACUAUUUUCUCUUCUUACCCCACCUCCCUUUCUAAUGUCAGUCACCACUGAGGCCUUAUUUUGCUUUUCUUGGAUUCUUCAGAGAAUGUGUGUAUGUGUAAGAAAAAUGGAUAUGUGACUUGCUGUUCCCCCUCUGGGUUGCCAGGGGUUGUGAACAGUGCAACCCCCUUCCUUUAUAAUUACACUUUUCUAAAUAUAUCAAUAAAGCAUCUUUUUUCGCUA